Messenger RNA from Aphanomyces astaci, 1293 nucleotides. RefSeq lists its product as hypothetical. The transcript has a single exon. Bases 1 to 1293 code for a protein of 430 amino acids. NCBI's taxonomy places the organism in Eukaryota, Oomycota, Saprolegniomycetes, Saprolegniales, Verrucalvaceae. The record is from RefSeq and is a predicted model, not a curated record.
AUGCCUAUGAACACCAACGCCGUACUCAACCGUCUCCAAGACCAAGCAGUGCGAGAUCAAUCCUACCUUGAGUCAUGUCUGCAUGACUUUGGUGAGGUCUCGCACUUGCGUGACGACUGCGAGGACCCCCCCGAAAACCCAAUGAUGGACAAGUUCUUGAUCGACUUGGGCUCUGAGGGUAUUAGAUCUAUGACCAACUUUACCGUCACCGAGUUCGAGUCGCUGUGGGCAAUGGUGGACGAUGCUAUGAACACUGCGUGGAUGGAAGGUCGUGGCCGGCGCUCAACGACUAGCCCUAAGGACGCGCUAUUUAUGGCCCUCACCGUGUUGAAACACUUUUCAACAUGGGAAAAGCACGCAGCUGACUUUGGGUACAAAGCACCAACCUUCGAGAAGCUCAUCAUGCGCGUCCUACACGCUGUUCAGCCUGUGCUCUACGGCGAAUUGAUUCGAGUUCCAUCCAUGUCCGACCUGUCCAACUCGGAUCGACGAUUUGACCAUUUUACGUUCGCGUUGUAUGCAGUCGACGUGAAGUUUCAGCCUGCACAGCGUCCAACGGGACGCUUCGCGGAGCAGAAACAUUACUUCAGCGGGAAGCACCAUCUAUACGGUUACAAGAUCGAGGCAAGCGUGUCACCGGAAGGCCGAUGUGUCGCAAUAUCCGAGAGCUUCCCAGGAUCUGUGCAUGACCUGACGAUAUUGCACACCCGCACUGCCAUUCACGAGACCAACCUGUUGAAGUCAGCGGGUGAGCAGGAUGUGCCAGACUAUGGUGAGUUGAGUACGCAGUACCAGGGGUCGUGGGCGUGUUUGGUCGACAUGGGCCACAUCGGAAUUGCCCACUCGCUGCGGGGUAUUCAUCCGAAGCGUCGCCCGGUGCACGGCGUAUUGGAUGCCCAUGACAUGGAUCGAAACCACGACAUCUCCUCCGAUCGGGUGGUUGUGGAGAACUUUUUCGGUCGCGUGUACACUCUCUGGAAGAUUUCCUUGGCUACGUACACGUGGGGCGAGAAAAACUACAACACGAUCCAGCGCACGAAGUUCGCAUUGACGAACUUCCACCUCUCGUUGAUGCCAUUGCGCGCGGAGGACGAAGGGUUUUACAGGUCUGUAAUUGCUCGUUACGAGCAGAUGGCAAAUGAGAAGAAGCGCAAGCGCAGUGAAGCUCAACGUCGCUAUCGUUUGAAUCGCCAAGAGCGAUUGUCCAUUGACAGCAACCGCGCUACACGCUAUCCGUCGCCAUCGAUGAAUCGUUCGAACAGCAACUAUUCGAUGAUGGAUGAAUACUAUUAA